Neomonachus schauinslandi (Hawaiian monk seal) is the source of this 9291-nucleotide messenger RNA. RefSeq names its product chromodomain helicase DNA binding protein 2 (gene CHD2). The transcript is spliced from 39 exons. Lineage: Eukaryota; Metazoa; Chordata; Mammalia; Carnivora; Phocidae. Gene Ontology annotation, cellular component: nucleus; chromatin. Gene Ontology annotation, biological process: regulation of transcription by RNA polymerase II; nucleosome organization. The record is from RefSeq and is a predicted model, not a curated record. Bases 675 to 6158 code for a protein of 1827 amino acids. Gene Ontology annotation, molecular function: ATP hydrolysis activity; ATP-dependent chromatin remodeler activity; ATP binding.
UUUUUUUUUUUUUUUGGUGGAGAUGAAGGGGUGGGUCUAUGGUACAUCACCUGAGUUGUGGGGUAAAUGUAGAGAGUGUCAAUCAAAGGCAGAGCUCUCAGAGCUGGGAAGGAGGCUCUAGAUGGCGGCUGUGCCUUAGAGAGAGCGCGCUCUGCUCCCUGCCUUCGCCUCACUUUACGCAACUUUCCCUAACUUUCGGGCAGCCUCAGGGGGCCCCCGCAGCCCCCUGCCUCUCCUAGUGACUUACUGGGGUCGAUUCGAGCCUUUUUAAGGGAGAAAAGCAGCUUUUAGGAGCUUUCUUUUCGUGCCUUGUUGGAAAGAAGCAGCCGUACUGAGAGCCCAGGUCGUUGUUUUUUCCAGCUUAGAAGCCAUGGCGCACCUCCAUUUUUGUGCGCUCUCCUAAUGAGGUUUUUUUUCUUCCGGACCCGUUUUAGUAUUAAUUGUUGCUUUAUUUUUUUGACCAGUUAACAUAUUGGAGGAUUAUUGUAUUUAUUUUUCGUUUUUGUAACGGAGAAUUUUGUUUUUAUUUUUAAUUAUUUGGGAUCUGAUAUUUUUCUACUACUAGAAUAGGACUCUCGCUUUGGACCUACUACAUGGAUCAGUAAAUACCUGGGCACAGGACUUCAAAGCAAACACAGAUUCCCCCCUCCCCCUAAAUAUUUAAGAAUUAAAAGAUGAUGAGAAAUAAGGACAAAAGCCAAGAGGAGGACAGUUCGCUACACAGCAAUGCAUCGAGUCACUCAGCAUCUGAAGAAGCUUCCGGUUCAGACUCAGGCAGCCAGUCUGAGAGUGAGCAGGGCAGCGAUCCAGGAAGUGGACAUGGCAGUGAGUCAAAUAGCAGUUCUGAGUCUUCAGAGAGCCAGUCGGAAUCUGAAAGUGAGUCGGCGGGUUCCAAAUCCCAGCCAGUCCUUCCAGAAGCUAAAGAAAAGCCAGCCUCUAAGAAGGAGCGGAUAGCUGAUGUGAAGAAGAUGUGGGAAGAAUAUCCUGAUGUUUAUGGGGUUAGGCGGUCAAACCGAAGCAGACAAGAACCAUCACGAUUUAAUAUUAAGGAGGAGGCAAGUAGCGGGUCUGAGAGUGGGAGCCCAAAAAGAAGAGGCCAGAGGCAGCUGAAGAAACAAGAAAAGUGGAAACGGGAGCCCUCGGAAGAUGAACAGGAACAAGGCACCAGUGCAGAGAGCGAACCAGAGCAAAAAAAAGUGAAAGCCAGAAGACCUGUCCCCAGAAGAACAGUGCCCAAAGCUCGUGUUAAAAAGCAGCCUAAGACUCAGCGUGGGAAGAGAAAAAGGCAGGAUUCUUCUGAUGAUGAUGAUGAAGAUGAUGAAGCUCCUAAAAGGCAGACUCGUCGCAGAGCGGCUAAAAAUGUUAGUUACAAGGAAGACGAUGACUUUGAGACAGACUCCGACGACCUCAUUGAAAUGACUGGGGAAGGAGCCGACGAGCAGCAGGAUAACAGCGAGACUAUUGAGAAGGUCCUAGACUCGAGGCUGGGAAAGAAAGGAGUCACUGGAGCUUCUACUACUGUAUACGCAAUCGAAGCUAAUGGAGACCCUAGUGGUGAUUUUGACACUGAAAAGGAUGAAGGUGAAGUCCAGUACCUCAUCAAGUGGAAGGGUUGGUCUUACAUCCACAGCACGUGGGAGAGCGAAGAAUCCUUACAGCAGCAGAAAGUGAAGGGCCUAAAAAAAUUAGAGAACUUCAAGAAGAAAGAGGAUGAAAUCAAGCAAUGGUUAGGAAAAGUCUCUCCUGAAGAUGUGGAAUAUUUUAACUGCCAACAAGAGCUGGCCUCAGAGUUGAACAAACAGUAUCAGAUAGUCGAAAGAGUAAUUGCUGUGAAGACAAGCAAAUCUACACUGGGUCAGACAGAUUUUCCAGCUCAUAGUCGGAAGCCAGCGCCUUCAAAUGAACCUGAAUACCUAUGCAAAUGGAUGGGACUGCCCUAUUCAGAGUGCAGCUGGGAGGAUGAAGCCUUGAUUGGCAAGAAGUUCCAGAGCUGUAUUGACAGCUUCCAUAGCCGGAACAACUCAAAAACCAUCCCGACAAGAGAAUGCAAGGCCUUGAAGCAGAGACCACGAUUUGUGGCUUUAAAGAAACAGCCAGCAUAUUUAGGAGGGGAGAACCUGGAGCUCCGUGAUUAUCAGCUAGAAGGUCUCAACUGGCUUGCUCAUUCCUGGUGCAAAAGUAACAGUGUAAUCCUUGCUGAUGAAAUGGGCCUAGGAAAGACCAUCCAGACCAUAUCAUUCCUCUCCUACCUGUUCCACCAACACCAGCUGUAUGGCCCCUUUCUUAUAGUCGUCCCUUUAUCCACCCUCACCUCAUGGCAGAGGGAGUUUGAAAUCUGGGCACCAGAGAUUAACGUAGUGGUUUACAUAGGUGACCUGAUGAGCAGAAAUACGAUACGGGAAUAUGAAUGGAUUCAUUCUCAGACUAAAAGGCUGAAGUUCAAUGCACUUAUAACAACAUAUGAGAUCCUCUUAAAAGAUAAGACUGUGCUGGGCAGUAUUAACUGGGCCUUUCUGGGAGUGGAUGAAGCCCAUCGGUUGAAGAAUGAUGACUCUUUAUUGUAUAAAACUCUGAUUGAUUUCAAGUCCCACCAUAGGCUCCUGAUUACGGGGACCCCUCUUCAGAAUUCCCUCAAGGAGCUCUGGUCCUUGCUGCACUUUAUUAUGCCGGAGAAGUUUGAAUUCUGGGAAGAUUUUGAAGAGGACCACGGGAAAGGGAGGGAGAAUGGCUACCAGAGUCUUCAUAAGGUGCUGGAGCCCUUCCUUCUCCGGAGGGUUAAAAAGGACGUGGAGAAAUCCCUUCCUGCCAAAGUGGAACAGAUCCUCAGGGUGGAGAUGUCGGCUCUGCAGAAGCAGUAUUACAAAUGGAUCCUGACCAGGAAUUACAAGGCUCUUGCCAAAGGGACAAGAGGCAGCACGUCUGGUUUCCUGAAUAUUGUGAUGGAGUUGAAAAAGUGCUGUAACCACUGCUACCUGAUCAAGCCCCCCGAGGAGAACGAGCGAGAGAAUGGGCAGGAGGUUCUCCUGUCCCUGAUCAGGAGCAGUGGGAAGCUGAUUCUAUUAGAUAAACUGUUGACGAGACUUCGAGAAAGGGGCAACAGAGUCCUUAUCUUCUCCCAGAUGGUCAGAAUGUUGGACAUCCUGGCUGAGUACCUGACGAUCAAGCACUAUCCUUUCCAGCGUCUGGAUGGUUCCAUCAAGGGAGAAAUCCGAAAACAGGCACUGGACCACUUCAAUGCAGAUGGGUCUGAGGACUUCUGUUUCCUGCUCUCGACAAGGGCUGGUGGCCUGGGAAUCAAUCUGGCUUCGGCGGACACAGUUGUCAUCUUUGACUCUGACUGGAACCCCCAGAACGACUUGCAGGCACAAGCCCGAGCCCAUAGAAUUGGUCAGAAGAAGCAGGUAAAUAUUUACCGCUUGGUUACAAAGGGGACUGUGGAGGAGGAGAUCAUCGAACGGGCCAAAAAGAAGAUGGUAUUGGACCAUCUGGUGAUUCAGCGCAUGGAUACCACUGGCCGGACGGUUCUGGAAAACAACUCGGGAAGGUCCAACUCAAAUCCUUUUAAUAAAGAAGAGCUGACAGCUAUUUUGAAAUUUGGAGCAGAGGAUCUCUUCAAAGAACUGGAAGGGGAGGAGUCAGAGCCUCAGGAAAUGGACAUAGAUGAAAUUUUGCGCUUGGCUGAAACCAGAGAGAACGAAGUGUCAACAAGUGCAACAGAUGAGCUUCUGUCACAGUUUAAGGUUGCCAACUUUGCGACAAUGGAAGACGAAGAAGAGCUGGAAGAGCGUCCUCACAAGGACUGGGAUGAGAUCAUUCCGGAGGAGCAAAGGAAAAAAGUUGAGGAGGAAGAGCGUCAGAAGGAGCUGGAAGAAAUUUACAUGCUGCCUCGAAUUCGGAGUUCCACCAAAAAGGCUCAGACAAAUGACAGUGACUCUGACACUGAGUCUAAGAGGCAGGCGCAGAGAUCCUCUGCAUCUGAGAGCGAGACAGAUGACUCUGAUGAUGACAAGAAGCCAAAGCGCAGAGGGCGCCCCCGCAGCGUGCGGAAGGACCUCGUCGAGGGCUUUACCGACGCAGAGAUACGCAGGUUCAUCAAGGCAUAUAAGAAGUUCGGUCUCCCUCUUGAACGGCUGGAGUGCAUAGCACGCGAUGCUGAGCUGGUGGAUAAGUCCGUAGCAGAUCUGAAACGCCUGGGGGAACUGAUUCACAACAGCUGUGUGUCAGCAAUGCAGGAGUAUGAAGAACAGCUGAAGGAAAAUGCCAGCGAGGGGAAAGGACCGGGGAAAAAAAGAGGCCCAACAAUCAAAAUAUCGGGGGUUCAAGUUAAUGUGAAAUCCAUUAUACAACAUGAGGAAGAGUUUGAGAUGCUGCAUAAAUCGAUCCCUGUGGACCCUGAAGAAAAAAAAAAAUACUGCUUAACCUGUCGAGUGAAAGCUGCACAUUUUGAUGUAGAGUGGGGAGUGGAGGAUGAUUCACGACUCCUGCUGGGAAUUUAUGAACAUGGCUAUGGAAACUGGGAGCUAAUUAAAACGGAUCCAGAGCUUAAGUUAACUGACAAAAUUCUGCCUGUGGAGACAGAUAAAAAGCCUCAGGGGAAGCAGCUGCAGACCCGAGCGGACUACUUGCUGAAGCUGCUCAGGAAGAGUCUGGAGAAGAAGGGGGCCGUGACAGGUGGGGAAGAGGCCAAAUUAAAGAAGAGGAAGCCUCGAGUAAAGAAGGAAAACAAAGAACCCAGGCUGAAAGAUGAGCAUGGGGUUGAGUUUUCAUCUCCUAGACACUCAGACAAUCCGUCGGAAGAGGGAGAAGUAAAGGAUGAUGGCUUAGAAAAAAGUCCAAUGAAAAAGAAACAGAAGAAGAAAGAGAACAAGGAGAACAAGGAGAAACAAAUGAGUUCUAGGAAAGACAAAGAAGGGGACAAGGAAAGGAAGAAGUCAAAAGAUAAGAAAGAGAAGCCUAAAGGUGGUGAUGCCAAAUCUUCAAGUAAAUCAAAGCGAUCUCAGGGUCCUGUCCAUAUUACAGCAGGAAGUGAGCCUGUCCCUAUUGGAGAGGAUGAGGAUGAUGAUCUGGACCAGGAAACAUUCAGCAUAUGCAAAGAGCGGAUGAGGCCUGUGAAGAAGGCACUGAAACAACUGGACAAACCCGACAAGGGGCUCAACGUGCAAGAACAGCUAGAGCACACCCGAAACUGCCUGCUGAAAAUCGGAGACCGGAUAGCCGAGUGCCUUAAAGCCUACUCAGACCAGGAGCAUAUCAAACUGUGGAGAAGGAAUCUGUGGAUUUUUGUUUCCAAGUUUACAGAAUUUGAUGCUCGAAAAUUGCAUAAGUUAUAUAAGAUGGCUCAUAAGAAAAGAUCUCAAGAAGAGGAGGAGCAAAAGAAGAAAGAUGAUGUGAUUGGUGGUAAGAAGCCGUUUCGACCAGAGGCCUCGGGCUCCAGCCGGGACUCCCUGAUAUCUCAGUCGCACGCCCCGCACAACCUUCACCCUCAAAAGCCUCACUUGCCCGCCUCCCAUGGCCCACAGAUGCACGGACAUCCACGAGAUAACUAUAAUCACCCCAACAAGAGACACUUUAGUAACGCAGAUCGAGGAGACUGGCAGAGGGAAAGAAAGUUCAGCUAUGGUGGUGGCAACAACCCUCCGUGGGGCAGUGACAGGCACCAUCAGUACGAGCAGCACUGGUACAAGGACCACCAUUAUGGGGACCGGCGACACAUGGACGCCCACCGUUCUGGGAGCUAUAGACCCAACAGCCUGUCCAGAAAGAGACCUUAUGACCAGUACAGCAGUGACCGAGACCACAGGGGACACCGAGAUUACUAUGACAGGCACCAUCAUGACUCUAAGCGGAGGAGAUCCGAUGAAUUUCGGCCUCAAAACUACCACCAGCAGGAUUUCCGACGAAUGUCUGACCACCGCCCCCCUAUGGGCUACCAUGGCCAAGGACCUUCGGACCAUUACCGCUCUUUCCACACAGACAAACUGGGGGAGUAUAAACAGCCUCUGCCUCCCCUGCACCCUGCAGUCUCAGACCCUCGCUCGCCCCCUUCUCAGAAGUCUCCCCACGAUUCCAAGUCACCGCUGGAUCACAGGUCUCCUUUGGAGAGAUCACUAGAACAGAAAAACAACCCAGAUUAUAACUGGAAUGUUCGGAAAACAUAAAGGACAGCUGGGCAAGAAGGGGAGAGCAAGAGUCAUUAAGCACCUGGAUAUUUUUGGUCUGAUCCAGUAGGAGCCAGUUACCUAGACCAGCAAGCGGAGUUUCUGGACAUGCUGCUGCUGUCAGCUUGCCGGUGGAAGGAGCACUUCAAGGAGUGGGGGCCUUUCACUUGGUCCAGCUUGGGUUUGGGUCGCCACUCCUGCACUUUGACACCCCAUCCCAUUCCAGCCUGGUUCUGGCCUGUCACUGCGAUGGGUGCUAGGAGGGAGAGGUGACUUUUGUGUAUGUACCAGCUUCGUGGGCUGUGUUUCCCCAGGGAAGGAAGCCUGGGUGCGGUGGGCUGGGUAGGAGCGUGUGUGUGCAGGCUGCCGGGACCUGCUGGGACGGCACAUGAUUUGCUUCACUGUGAUGUGACGGAUGCUGCUGACGGGGAGCGGGGCGUGGGUCUCGCCAAUGGGACUUGAAGUGGAGCAGGUACGCUCCUCAGACGUGUUCUUGGGAGAAACCGCACACUCGGGCCUCACCUGACACCUGUGUUGCAGGAGGACGGAGGGGAAGAGCUUCCGCAGCGGCCCCUUCCCGACCAACACUAAUUUUUCCCACACUAUCUGUAUAUUUCAGAGGCCUGGUCUCCGGAGUGGGCCGCCUCCGCCCUGGUGCCAGGGGAGUGAGCGCCCGUCCGGCAGACUCCUGAGUACUGUGAGUGGGGAAGCACUGACCCUGGCGUGGGUCUUCCUGGUUGAGGGUGGGCUGACAGCGGGGCUAGGGUGGGGGCAGUGAGGCCAGGGCCUCGGAAUCCCUGGUGGAUUUCUGAUCCUGGGGCGAGAAGGGUCAGUCCAGGGCCUGGCUGGAGGGGGAGGCUUGCUGCUGGCAGGUGCCCAGGUGCAGGUGAGGAGCGGCUUCCGGGGAGGGGGCUCUGGGUGUUGUGCCUGCUCCGCCUCUGCAGCUGCCUUGUAGUGACUUCAGUUCCCUUCGCACGGCGUGAAGAAGUAGACGGCGCGGGGCACAACGUCUGCUGACCCCGUGUGGCGGGUGGGCAGGUGAAGCUCAGUGACCUGUGGGGAACAGGCUCGUACGGCUAGUCGGGCAUCAGUAGAAUUGAACUCCGGUGUUUUUUUAGAAUGAGAUCAAAGAAAGUACAAAUCUAAGUUAAAGUUUUUGCGAACUAGGAAGCCCCCAAGGACAGGGGACUGCGCCGACAGAGUCCUGCCAGGGUUGAACGGAGUCAGAAGGCAAGUUGGUUGCACCCAAUUCAUCAGGCUCCUUUCGUUCUGAUACUGGGCCUUCCGUUUUAUUCAUUUUAGGUAUCACCAGUAUUGUUUGAGUAUCCAAAGGCCUUUCUGGAUGGAAUAACUGACUUGAACCUACACCGUGCCUGAACGUGUCCAGGCUCAGAGCUGGUGAAAACCUUCCCAUUGGGCACACACAGGGUUAAACUCCCUGAACUAAUCUGUGAGGACUUCAUAAAAUGAUCAUCACUUACUUGCCGGUACCCUGGGCAGCACCAUUCAUGCCUUUACUAAGAAAUCCCCAAGUCCCGGGACCCCAGUGGAGCAGAUGUGGCUUUGGUGGGUCAUUGCUGCUUGCUGUACGCAGCAUCCUGGGGCUGGCCAGGGGUGAGUUCCAGAGCAGAGUCUGGGUCCUCACAGCUUGUGUUGGGAGCUUAGUGGGCCUUGCCCCAUCCUUACUGGUCUCAUGGUACUAGGGUUGCUCAGCGUGGGCUCGUAGGGGGUCAGCAGGCCUGGGGCACAGCCCAAAGGAAUGCAUAGGCGCCCCUGGCCACAGUCAUCCCACUGUGACUGCUCGGGGAGAGCAUGUGUCCGCUUUGGCCACCACCAGCUUAGCUUCUUGCUGACAGUACUGACGCUACCCUGUGUUUUCUUGCCCAGGCCGAAGAGGAAGGCUAGAUUGGCUUGCCUGGUCCUUUGGGGUUGGGGGGGAGGGAUGAGCCCCAGCAUGUCUCUCCCCUGGGAAGUCCGGCUGUGUCCUCUGGGAGGCGCAGCGUCCCCCUCCCCUUACAGGAGGCCCCUGAAUUUCAAUAUUCGGCAAGGGUGAUUUUCUCUGAAGUUGGUAAGAGAUGUGAGUUAUUCCCAAAGAUGUCUCAUCAUGAAGAAAAAGGAACUUCCUUUUGUUUACAUUCAGGACUUUUAGUGCCAUAUGAUGUAGCAAAAGGCAAUAUUCGCCAGAUCAGUGUUAAAUUGAUUAUAAAAUUACAGUAUCCCCGUAAAAGCAACUAUUUUAGGUGUUGAAGUAUGUUUGAAGGGUGGGUUGGGAAAAAGGCAUUUCCUCAUUGACCUGAAUCAGUAUAUUGUAUGCUUUUAUCACAAACACAUUUGCACGGGUAGGGAUUCUCUCCCUUGUGGAUGGGGUAAACUGCCCCAGGAAUCGGCGAGGGUGGUAUUGUGCGGAGCCUGGCUUUGAAGGAUUUAAUGAUUGGGUAGAAACAGCAGGGGUUGAGGAAGAGGGUGGGGAGUUAGCAUCACCUGAGAUCUGAGUAGAAAUACCUUGCGCAAGGAUGCCGUGAAAGUCCAGGCGUGGCACUGUGGUCUUUUCAGAGACUGGAGAGAAACAGCUAGGCCCUCUGCAGAGCCAGAUCUGGUGUGCCCCCCCCCCCCCCCCCGCCGCCACCCCGGUCAUUCCUUUAACCCUUCCAUGGGAAACCAGAACACUUCUCACAUCGUGCUGCAGACAUUGUAGUCUGAUGCCCGAGAGCUGCGUCAGGAUGUGCGGUGCACACGCAAUUCAGUUACGAAUUCACACAGGGACACUGGAAUCCUACAGACCAAAAUCCACUUGUCAGCAGGAGCGGUGGCCCCGGGGCCCAGCGCCAGUGGUCUUCCGGCUUGUUUGAGGGCUGCCGUGUCGGGCGGGGAGAGCCAGGCCAAGGGUCCAGGCUGCUUUAGUCCGUCCGUACCCCACGCGUUUGGGGACGGGUGGUUUUUCUUUAUUGUAAAAUUGUGGACUUUUAAAACCUGUUGACUAAACAGUAAUUAAUUUAUAUUUGUGAAAAAUGCCACUGUCCUAGUGAUUUCUGAUGUAAAUAAUGUUGUUUAUAUAGUAUGUAUUAAAUUUUCCUACAUUGUAAAACUGCUGUACUUUUGAUUCUUGUAUAUUAAAAAGUGUUACUAAGGAUUU